AACAGAACGAUAAAGUUUUGCAAGCAAAUACUUUACAUGGAUGUAUGUUUGGAAGAAGGUCAUGCAAGACUUUUUGAGUGGAAAUGGCAUCUGCAAGUUUUGUGUCAUCUUGUUGCCUUGGUAACCAGUCUAUCAUAAUCAACAGUGACAUCCCACCAAAUCAUGCAUUGCUUGAAGAGACAGUUGUUAGUAUAAUCAGUUUGAUUGUCUCUGUUGCCAGUUUUCUGGGAACUUUUGCUCUAGUGUUACCAUGGCGAUCCAGACAAGUGACAACAUCCAGCAGACAGACCAACUUUGCACAGGGUACUGGUGUGAACCAUGUGACUAAAUGUCUCAUCACAGCUGGUAGCCUUGCUAAUAUUGGUGUGAUUGUGAGAUCCAGUGUGUGGCUAGGUAAAUAUUAUCCCCCACCAGACGAUUCAACCUUCCAGGACGGAAAACACAUUUUCUGCAUCAUUUCUACACUAUGGGUACAAUAUUUCUUUCUGAGUGUUAUAUUUUGGCACUUGGUGUAUGGACUUGAGACAUUUAUGACCAGUAACAGUAAAAGGAGCUCGUGGUGUCUGCAGUAUUUCCUUGGAUGGGGUGUUCCUGCUGCUCUAUGUGCACUGGCUGCAGUCCUGGCAUACCAGCCUAGUUUAGAAAAGUGUGGGGCGAAGCGGAAAGUGAACCGAGCAGUGAUUUAUGUGAUAUUUCUUCUACCAAUUGUUUUUGUGCUACUUCUGAUCAUCAUUCUCUUUUAUAAAUCUUAUAAUAAUGUAAAGAGGUCCCUUAUAAGACAUUUUGGGAGAUUUUCAACCCUUGAAAGACAGACCAUGGAUAACGUAUCUGUAAAAUUCAUCAUUAUUACCACUGCAUUCAUUGUUUGUUGGAUCCCUAAUAUAAUGAAUGGAAUAUUUGUGAAUGUGCUGGAUGAUAGAUCAGGACAGUUGGUUCUUGUGUUCAUUGUACUUGAGUCGGUGUUGAAUCCUUUCCAAGUGCUGAUAGACUCCAUGGUGAUGUUCGGAUGGCCGCCAACAGGCUGUUGUUGUCUCAUAUUUAGGUCACAUUCUCAUGACAGCAGUAACUAUGCCAACAUCAAUGACCUACAGAGGUCACAAAGGUCAAGGUCACCAAGAGCUAAAGAGACAGAUCCGCUGCUAAGUUUCAGCAGAAACCAACAUACUCUGUGAUAGAUGUUAUUUCCUGUUUUAAGUUACUGCCUUCUUUGAAUUUGUCAUGUUGUUGUUGUUGUUGUUGUUGCUUUUUUAGGAUUCAUAUGGAUAGGAUUUGCUCUUGCAUGGAUAGAACCAUCUUUACAAUGUGCUUAUUAUCACUAAAUCUCACCACCUUUAGAUUUUUAUUAGUCUAAAACUACUUCAUGAAUGUGAGCAGUAAAGAACUGAAAGAAAAUUGUUGUGUUGAAUGCUUCAAAUACAGUGAGGAUCACUUUGAAAAUCCCAUGAGGAAAUUUUUCUCUAUAUUACAGCUGAUUAGAUAAACCUGUGAUCAUUUAAUUGGCAAUUAAUUGACCUUAUUGUUUAGCAGAAAACUGUUCUCAAAUUUCAUUGAUCUAUACAUGACAUCAAGUGAUAGAUCUGCAUUUUUCCCUUUUAUAAGUGAAUGUCUUUUCUCAUUGUUAAACAUAAAUGAAAGCAUAAAAUGCAAAAAAUAGAUAGACUUAUUCAAAUAUUUUAUUUGGGAUUUUAAGCUUGCUUUCUUAACUGAACAUUGUAUGUUCUGAAAAAAAAAAAAAAAAGAUUACAAACCGAAAUAUUUCCAAUAGUACACAUUGUUGUCAUACACUGUAAAACAAAGUGCUUGUAUUUUUUUUAGCUCACCUGUCACAAAGUGACAAGGUGAGCUUUUGUGAUCGCGCGGUGUCCGUCGUCCGUCGUCCGUCCGUGCGUCCGUAAACUUUUGCUUGUGACCACUCUAGAGGUCACAUUUUUCAUGGGAUCUUUAUGAAAGUUGGUCAGAAUGUUCAUCUUGAUGAUAUCUAGGUCAAGUUCGAAACUGGGUCACGUGCCAUCAAAAACUAGGUCAGUAGGUCUAAAAAUAGAAAAACCUUGUGACCUCUCUAGAGGCCAUAUGUUUCAUAAGAUCUUCAUGAAAAUUGGUCAGAAUGUUCACCUUGAUGAUAUCUAGGUCAAGUUCGAAACUGGGUCACGUGGGGUCAAAAACUAGGUCAGUAGGUCUAAAAAUAGAAAAACCUUGUGACCUCUCUAGAGGCCAUAUUUUUCAUGAGAUCUUCAUGAAUAUUGGUCAGAAUGUUUACCUUGAUGAUAUCUAGGUCAAGUUCGAAACUGGGUCACGUAGGGUCAAAAACUAGGUCAUUAGGUCUAAAAAUAGAAAAACCUUGUGACCUCUCUAGAGGCCAUAUUUCUCAAUGGAUCUUUAUGAAAAUUGGUCAGAAUGUUCACCUUGAUGAUAUCUAGGUCAAUUUCGAAACUGGGUCACGUGGGAUAAAAAACUAGGUCAGUAGAUCUAAAAAUAGAAAAACCUUGUGACCUCUCUAGAGGCCAUAUUUUUCAUGAGAUCUUCAUGAAUAUUGGUCAGAAUGUUCACCUUGAUGAUAUCUAGGUCAAGUUCGAAAC
This is a messenger RNA of Mercenaria mercenaria, 2576 nucleotides long. RefSeq names its product G-protein coupled receptor 143-like. Gene Ontology annotation, molecular function: dopamine binding; L-tyrosine binding; L-DOPA receptor activity. Lineage: Eukaryota; Metazoa; Mollusca; Bivalvia; Venerida; Veneridae. Gene Ontology annotation, cellular component: melanosome membrane; plasma membrane. The record is from RefSeq and is a predicted model, not a curated record. The transcript has 9 exons. The coding region runs from base 84 to 1172 and encodes 362 amino acids. Gene Ontology annotation, biological process: melanosome organization; regulation of calcium-mediated signaling; G protein-coupled receptor signaling pathway.